UAUACAUGUAUUCAUGUACCUAAUACCUAUCUCAGUGAAUUACGAAUUCAAAAAGUAAAGUUGGAUUUUUUUUUUCAAAAAUAAUUUUUUCGUUGCUAUGAAGUAAUUCAUUUGUUUGAGAAAAAUCGACAUGAAAAUUCAGUGCUUAAAGAUUCUAUAUUCAAUGUUCAGAAUAUUACAAAUAAAUAAAAUAAUACAUCUUUAAAUUGUCAUUUCCUAAACAAAUAUAUUAUCACAGUAAAUAAAAAACCAGUCAGGAUUUUAUUAAAUCAAAAAGUUUAUCCUGUAAGAGAAAACAUUAAAAGAAAGUAUAAAUUAUGAGUACCGAAGUUAAAAAUAUUCAAGAACAAAAGGAAUAUGAAAUUACAAUGAGCAGUGUAACUCGAUUGAAAAAAAUUGUUGCCAAUUUUAAAUGGACUAUAAUGGAUUUUGACUCAUUGCAUACAUGUGAAAAUAAACAACGAUUUCCAAUUAUUAAAUCAUCGACAUUUUUUUUAAAUGACAACGAAUGUGAAAAAUCAUUUCAAAUUUCUUUUCAUUAUGUUCAUAAAUAUGUACAUUUAAAAUGCAUACCGGAUUUACCAAGAUACACAACUGUUAAAUGUUCAAUUCUUAAUGAAGAUGGCAAACAUUUAUGGCAAUCGCAAACAUUUUUUCCGCCAUUGAAUCGAAUUUUAUUACCAUUCACUGAUUUAGGUGCUCAUUCAAAACAAACUUAUUAUUCACCAAAUAAUAUUUUAAGAUUGUUAUUUAGCAUUGAAAUUAUCGAAGAUCUUGUCACUGAACUUAUGAUUGAUUCAUUAUUGCCAACAUUUAAUAUUUUUGAACAAUUUCUUGAGAAUCAACAAAUUUGUGAUGUUACAUUUAUUAUUGGCAAUCAAGAAUUAAAGGCACAUAAAAUUAUUUUAGCUGCUAGAAAUCCCGUUUUUUUAGCAAUGUUCUCACAUGAAUAUUCCGAAACUAAAAAUAAUAUUGUCACAAUAUUGGAUAUAAGAUAUGAAAUUUUUAAAGCAUUAUUGCAAUAUAUCUAUAAUAGUGAGAUAAAAAAUAUUCACGAAAUCGCUGAUGAAUUAUUGAUUGCUGCUGAUAAGUAUUUAAUGAAUGAUCUUAAAUUGAAAUGUGAGAAAAUAUUAAUUAACGAUAUGAUAAAAGAAAAAGCUAUUAAUUUAUUAUCAAUUGCGAUACAAUGUAAAUGUAAAAAUUUAGAAGCUUGUUGUCGUUUCUUCAUUUUAGAAAUAUGA
This is a messenger RNA of Leptopilina boulardi, 1241 nucleotides long. RefSeq names its product speckle-type POZ protein B-like. Gene Ontology annotation, molecular function: ubiquitin protein ligase binding. Gene Ontology annotation, cellular component: cytoplasm. The transcript has 2 exons. Gene Ontology annotation, biological process: regulation of proteolysis; proteasome-mediated ubiquitin-dependent protein catabolic process. The record is from RefSeq and is a predicted model, not a curated record. The coding region runs from base 318 to 1241 and encodes 307 amino acids. Lineage: Eukaryota; Metazoa; Arthropoda; Insecta; Hymenoptera; Figitidae.